AUGCUGCUUCUUGCACUGCAAUGGGGUGGAGUCGUUCAUCCCUGGAAAUCGUCGACUGUCAUCGGGUUGAUCAUCGGAUCCGCGCUGAUCAUGAGCAUUUUUGUGGCAUGGCAAAUCUACCUCAAAGACACAGCAUUGAUUCCACCAAGACUGUUCGACAACAGAAAUGUUUGGCUUAUCUGCGCUAGCAGCUUCUUCGUCAAUGGGCCAUUCCAAACCAUUGUGUACUGGCUGCCCAUCUGGUUCCAAUCCGUACUUGGAGUUUCACCAACUGCAUCUGGUAUCCAUUAUCUUCCGACUGUCAUUGCAGACGUUCUAGCAUCGUUCAUUGGCGCUGGCAUGGCAAUGAAACUAGGUGUAUGGAACCCCUUUUUGUUGUUCGCCGAAGCAAUGGUCUGUAUUGGUGCAGGCCUACUCACGACGCUACGUCCCGGCAUCAGCGAUGGCCACUGGAUUGGCUACCAAAUAUUUGGUGGUAUAGGAUAUUCCCUCGCCAGCAACAUGGUAUGCAGGCUUCUCUGCCAAAAGACCUUGUUCCUUUAG
Messenger RNA from Parastagonospora nodorum SN15, 543 nucleotides. RefSeq lists its product as hypothetical. The coding region runs from base 1 to 543 and encodes 180 amino acids. Lineage: Eukaryota; Fungi; Ascomycota; Dothideomycetes; Pleosporales; Phaeosphaeriaceae. Gene Ontology annotation, molecular function: transmembrane transporter activity. The transcript is spliced from 2 exons. Gene Ontology annotation, biological process: transmembrane transport. The record is from RefSeq and is a predicted model, not a curated record.